UUUUUUAUGCGACACAAUAAUUACAAAUCUGUUGAUUGAUGUAAAAAUCCAAUGGCUUCCAAUAAGAUUGGUAACAAUUAUCAUCAACAUAAUCGUAGGUACAAUUGUGACAAUCAACAAGUAACAAAUCAUUUUAAUGGUUUAAUAGUUAACAGUUGGUUAAUCAUUGUAUUAACUGGAUUAAUUGUUUACUCGCAAUUAGCUUUCGUUGUUUACUCUUGUGCACUCAGAAAAUUUAAUCGAGAUUCAUAUGUGUGCGUUUGCGAUGAAACUUAUUGUGAUUCCUUGAUUGAAAUUGAAUCCCCACCAAGUGCCCAUGUUCAUAUGUACGAAACGUCAAGGGACGGACUACGAUUCCAUAAAUCGGUCAUCUCAUUGAUCGAUUCAACAACGGCCGCUGAUUUAGCAGAAUUACCUAAUAACCUUUUCGGUCCAACCUUAACUCUAACCAUUAAUCUUAAUCCAUCGCAAAGAUUUCAAACGAUUAACGUUGGUUUUGGUGGGACAAUCAGUGAUUCCACUUCAUUGAAUAUACUUUCUUUGUCCAAUCGAAUGGGAGAAUCGGUUAUUCGAGACUGUUUCGGACCUGAUGGACUCGAAUAUCGGGUUGCAAGAAUACCCAUUGGAACCAGUGAGGCUUCAACUCGAGACUAUUCAUUGGCUGAGGUUCCUUCUGGUUCACUUGAUGAUUUUACUCUGGCUGAUGAGGACAUUUGGUACAAGAUACCAGUGAUACGAAAAGCGAUUACCCUUCAACCUGAUAUCAAGUUAAUCGCCACCCCAUGGACAGCACCUAUUUGGCUUAGUAACCUGAAGAAAGGGCGACCUUACAAAGCUCCAAUCAAAGGUGAACCCACUGGUCACUACUACAAACUUUGGGCUCUUUAUAUGGUCAAAUUCUUACAAGCUUAUCAAAAGCACGGAAUCAAUUUUUGGGCUUUAACUUCCGGAAAUAAACCUUACUCAUCCUUUCUGGCCAAUGGACCCAUGGGAGUGCCCAUGUUACCCUAUCAGCAGAAAUCAUUCAUUGAUAAUGUCCUCGGGCCGACACUUAAUCAAUCAGGAUUCUUUACUCGCUCCUAUCCAAUUGGCCCAUUGAAAUUAUUGGUUCUCGAUGAUUAUUUAUCAUUUUCCAAUUACUACUGGAUCCCACUGACCCUUGACGAUCCGGUCAGUAAAAAUUUCAUUUCCGGAAUCGCAUUUCAUUGGUAUAAGAAUGAUUAUAAUACGAAACAUUUGCUCAACUUGAUUCACUCCAAGUACCAGAAUUAUUAUUUACUUUCAACCGAAGCUGCUGAAGGUACUCGUCCUAACGAAGAAAAAGUUUCUCUUGGUAAUUGGAAACGAGCGGAAAAUUAUGGUCACGAUAUAAUUAAGGUAUUCAAUCAUUGGACGAAUGGUUGGAUCGACUCGAAUCUGGCACUGGACAUGAUCGGAGGUCCAUCUAAAUCCCGAAAAUUUCAAGACUCACCGAUAAUAAUCAACUCGAUUCACAAUGAAUACUAUAAACAGCCAAGUUAUUAUAUGUUAGCUCAUUUUACCAAAUUUCUUGGACCAGGGUCAGUUAGAAUUGGUCAUUCGAUUGAUUCACAUUUAAAUGAUAAUAUUCAUCUAUUAACUAUGAUCAAUCAAGAUGGUUAUUUAAUUGUGAUCAUUUUAAAUGCCAAUGAUUAUCCUGUUGAGAUUCGUAUCAAUGGAUUUGCCGGUGGAAUUGUUUGGCAAACAAUUAGCUCGAAAACAAUUCAAACUUACAUUGGUCAACAACAAUUUAAUCAACCAAAUUAUACUGAUUAUUAUGAACAACCAAUCAAUUAAUUGUUGUCCAAUGUUAACCAUGCAAACAUUUCAUUCAUUGCUAUUAAUUAAACAACUUUCUCUGUCUA
Messenger RNA from Panonychus citri (citrus red mite), 1883 nucleotides. Its product is annotated as lysosomal acid glucosylceramidase-like. Gene Ontology annotation, biological process: glucosylceramide catabolic process. Bases 52 to 1815 code for a protein of 587 amino acids. The transcript has 4 exons. Lineage: Eukaryota; Metazoa; Arthropoda; Arachnida; Trombidiformes; Tetranychidae. The record is from RefSeq and is a predicted model, not a curated record. Gene Ontology annotation, molecular function: glucosylceramidase activity.